Notothenia coriiceps (black rockcod) is the source of this 539-nucleotide messenger RNA. Its product is annotated as agmatinase, mitochondrial-like. Gene Ontology annotation, molecular function: metal ion binding; agmatinase activity. The record is from RefSeq and is a predicted model, not a curated record. The transcript is spliced from 3 exons. The coding region runs from base 52 to 336 and encodes 94 amino acids. Lineage: Eukaryota; Metazoa; Chordata; Actinopteri; Perciformes; Nototheniidae.
UUCCGUGUAGUGCAGGUGGAGGAGUGCUGGUUCAAGUCUCUGGCUCCCCUGAUGGAGGAGGUCAGGGGUCAGAUGGGAGGGGGUCCGGUGUACCUGAGUUUUGAUAUUGAUGCUCUGGACCCCGGCUUUGCUCCGGGCACCGGGACCCCCGAGAUCGCCGGGCUCACCCCCAUACAGGGAGUGGAGAUAAUCCGUGGCUGUCGGGGUCUGAACCUGGUGGGCUGUGACCUGGUGGAGGUGUCUCCCCCCUACGACACCACCGGAAACACGGCGCUGACCGGAGCUAACCUCCUGUUUGAGAUGCUCUGCGUCCUCCCCAACGUCAAAUACCUCUGAUCUCAAUGAAUACACAUGAAGUGUUGUUUACAGCCAAUGAGAGGAUAUAUGCACUACUGAAGAUUAUUCUAGUCUCAUAGUCUUUGAGAUGAAUUACAAUAUCAUUCUGUGCUUUAUAAAUGAAAUAUAAGAUGUAAUUAAAAUGUAAAAUAAUCUAAUAAUAAACGGAGUUUCGUGUGUGGGUCACUGCCCUCAUCCUUUGA